Galleria mellonella (greater wax moth) is the source of this 2342-nucleotide messenger RNA. RefSeq names its product modular serine protease-like. The transcript has 15 exons. NCBI's taxonomy places the organism in Eukaryota, Metazoa, Arthropoda, Insecta, Lepidoptera, Pyralidae. Gene Ontology annotation, biological process: acrosome reaction; proteolysis. The record is from RefSeq and is a predicted model, not a curated record. The coding region runs from base 199 to 2319 and encodes 706 amino acids. Gene Ontology annotation, molecular function: serine-type endopeptidase activity; protein binding.
UCAGAGAUUUGCGAGACGUCUUAGUAGUGUACGUAAACAGUUAGGGAACUCGCGAUGGACGCAUUCGUAAUAAAUUUUAAAUUAAAUUAAAAAUAAUAAUAGUCAAGAAUUUAUAGGUGAAACUAUGUGAUAAGUGUUUUAAAUAUUGUUUUAAUUAAUAAUACAAUUUCAAUUGUUUUUCUAAUUAUGUGCGUUUAAAUGUUUGUUUUUAAAAGUGAUUCAAUUGACCUCGCCUUGUAUGAACUUAAUGUGGGUUUGCGAUUGAUAAUGUUUUUGCUUUUGUUUCUUUUUAUUUAUGUCAUAUCACCGAUUACCUCAUCAGUUGUGGCUGACCGGGACAAUAAAUGCAGCGGGAACGAGUUUACGUGUAGAGAUGGCGCCUGCAUCGACCUUAGCAGCUUGUGCGACGGGAGACAGAACUGUGAUGAUGGCAGCGAUGAGGCAGUCUGCGAUGGCAGGACAAGUGACCUGAACUUCGCCUGGAAUACUGUUUCGAGCAGAGCGAGGAGACAAGCGACUUGUCAAAAGAAUCAGUGGCAAUGUCGCGACGGUACAUGCAUCGGCUUCGACGGCAAGUGUGACGGCGUCGUCGACUGUCCGGACGGCAGCGACGAGACGCAUCCGCUCUGUAGAAGCAGCCGAUGUCAGAGCAACUGGUUCAGGUGUACGUAUGGGGCAUGCGUUGACGGAAGCGCCCCAUGCAACGGGAUCAAGGAGUGCGCGGACAACUCAGACGAGCUUCUACCGCGCUGCAGGAAUAACACAGACGUUGUAGCAGGACAAUUCAAGUGUGAGAAUGGAGAGAUGAUCUCGUCAGCGAGCUUGUGUGAUGGAGUGACAGACUGCAGCGACGGAUCGGACGAGACCGUCCGCGCGUGCGCCGGGAACACAUGCUACUCGUAUCUGUUCCAGUGCGCGUACGGCGCAUGCGUCGACCAGGGCUCCGAUUGCAACGGCAAACAAGAAUGUGCAGACGGCUCGGAUGAGUCACCAGAACUGUGCAACAAGAGCGGAGUAGACGUUAAACCAUUACCGUCCGAUAAUAAUAAUAAUAACAGUAAUAAUACACCCAGGCCUAGUACACCACAAGUAGGUAAUUGUAUCCUGCCGGAGUAUCCCGAGAAUGGCCAAUGGGUGGCACCCAACGAGAGGUUCGCUAGUCCAGGCAAAUCUUACAAGCAGAUCUACCUGCAGUACUCCUGCAAUAUUGGUUAUCAGCUCCAGGGAGCCGUGGAUGUUACAUGCAUCGAUGGACAAUUCAUACAAGAGAUACCGAAGUGUGUCCGACUCUGCCAUCUAAACCGGCACGCCAGCAUCGACUAUUACUGCUACUCGGCCAACGGUGUCGACGGCAGACGCCCUUGCAACGACUACGAACCGCAAGGCACCAUCGCCAGGCCUCAGUGCAAGGUCAACUACUAUUACUACUAUGGUGGUGAUCCACAACCCAUGACGUGCAGCGCGGGAGGCUGGAGCGACUAUCCCAUAUGCUCACCAGAAUGCGGCCGCGUAACACCACAAGGAGACACCCUCAUCAUAAAUGGACAGAAGGCGAAGAAGGGCGAGCUGCCAUGGCACGCCGGCAUAUACAAGAAAACUACUACACCGUACAUGCAGAUCUGCGGUGGAUCCAUCGUGAGGCCGGACGUUAUUUUGUCAGCGGCUCACUGCUUCUGGGACGACGACACCGGAAAACAGCCAGCGAGGAACUACGCAGUGGGCGUCGGCAAGCUGUACCGCGCGUGGAACGAUAAGGGGGACAAGAACCCCCAGAAGGCUGAUGUGAAGUCCAUCGAGAUCCCAGAAACGUUCCAAGGCAUAACGUCGAGUUACGCCCAAGACAUUGCAGUGGUGAAACUGAGCCUAUCAUUCACGUACGAGCCGCACAUCGCGCCGGUCUGCCUCGACUUCGACGAGAGCUUCGACAAUAGGGAAAUCACUAGGAAAGGUGCUAAAGGGAAGGUAGCUGGCUGGGGUCUUAUAGCUGAAGACGGGAACCCGUCUCCAACGCUUCAGGUCGUGGAACUACCCAUCAUACCGUACGGUGACUGCAACGUACUGGCGCCUGAAGACUUCAGACGAUACCUCACAUAUGACAAAAUUUGCGCUGGUUAUAUAGACAAAGGUACAGCAGUUUGUCACGGCGACAGUGGUGGGGGCUUGGUGCUGCCAGCUCUGGAACGUUCCAUAGAACGGUACUACUUACGCGGCGUCGUGUCGACCUCCCCGAGGUCGGAGGACCACAGCUGCAACUCGAGGACCCUCUCCACGUUCACAAGAAUCCUCAGCCAUGCUAGUUUCAUUAAGAGAUUUAUUUGACACAAAUAAAUUGCUCAAUCCAC